Messenger RNA from Cuscuta europaea, 2042 nucleotides. Lineage: Eukaryota; Viridiplantae; Streptophyta; Magnoliopsida; Solanales; Convolvulaceae. The record is from the annotation of a GenBank genome assembly.
GAGUAUUGUAGAAAUAAUUCAAAAUAAUCUUGUUCGCCCAGUUUUUUUAUCUCUCAUAAUACACUAUCAUCGAGAUAUACGCAAACCGAGAUUUUAUAUCUCCGUGACAACGUCGAAAGCUCAAACGUCUUUCCCGUUUCAGGUCAGCUUUUCCUCGAAACUUAUCUGGUGUGCUACUGUUUGCCUGCAUGUUAUCCCCAAAAAUAGACCUUCCAAAUAAAUAUAAUUGGAUUAAUUCUGCAGGCUAUUGUUUCCAGAUUUUCGGUUUCUCUUCUAUUAUGGCCAUUAUCUAUAUGAUUCGGAUGCAUCUUUCAUGAACUAAGUAAGAAACGUUUUUAUUAUCUAGGUCGGUUUUUAUUUCUAAUUUACUUGUCCUAGUCAUGUUCUCCCAUUUGGAUUUAUCAUCUCUAACUUUUGAUUCAUUUAAUCUAUAAAUUUCCGUGUGUUAAUGCUAUCCAAGUUGGAAUGGCGGGGAGAGAUAGAAUCAGUCAACUCCCAGAAGAUAUAUUGGACCAUAUUUUGGGUUUGUUGCCUAUUCAAGAUAUUGCUAAGUUUGCAGUUUUGUCUACCUUUUGGAGAGAUCUCUGGUUCACUCUCACGCAGCUCUGUUUUGAUCUUCAGUUCUUUAGCUACUUUGACAAAAAAUAUCAGUUUAGAAGAUAUGCCAUGAAGUCCCUGCUUUGUAUGUAAUCAACAGAGUUCUCUUGCAGCAUAAGGGAACUAUUCGGAAAAUUGUCAUUGAUUUAUCUCACAUGGGGGUAAAUACGAUUAGGUCUAGGUCUUUUGACUUUGAUCAAUGGCUACGUUUAGUCACUUGUAAAGGUGUUGAACAAGUCCACCUUUAUUUUGGGCAUAAACCAUACCAGUUGUCGCAUUAUAUAUUUUCGUGCUCAACACUCAAGAGCUUGUAUCUUCAUGGUAUUGCUAUUGAAGUAUCUACAUUUUGUUUGCACGGCACUUUUCUGAAUCUUACCUCACUAUAUUUUGAAGAUGUUAACUUUGGUCUUACACAUCCCCCAUAUGAAGCUGUUGAAGUUCCUAAGCUAAAGAAUCUAUCCUUUAGGAGGUGUACUAACGUAUUACAGUUCAACAUCACUGCUACAAAUCUUUGCACUUUGAAAAUCAAGUAUUGUUUCUAUUGCAAGUUCUGCAAUUUCCCCACACUCGCCCCUGACUUGAUAUCUAUUCGUGUGCUUGAUUUGGACUAUCAUUUUCUCAAGAAUGAAUUUUUGGCUAUAAAGGUACUUCCACCACAAACAGCCACAAUAAAUGUGGAGUCGCUAAAGCUCUCAAAUUUUCGCUUCCAAGAUGACAGUAGGACUGCUGCCUUUGUAAGCCUACUUCGCAUAUGUCCAAAGCUAUUCCGUCUUGGAAUAAGGCUUUCGGUAAUACGUAGUAUAUACUUGUAAUCUAUUGUAUGAAUUUGGUUGCUUCCAUUAUAUUCUACGUUUGGUUCAUAUUGUACUACGCACAAUCAACAACGUUUUACUGUGUUAAGCUGAACCAUUGAUUUUUGACUGUUUCUGUUUUGCAUUUUUGAAGUGGACAGAAGAUAGUCAAGAUAAAAUAGAGUCUACAUCGGGGCGCUGGAAGAAACUUCAUAGGGCGGUUCGAAAACACAAACAACUUUGCGUUUUGCUGCUUAGCUCAUUCCAUGGGAUAAGAUCUGAAAUGCUUUUCAUAAAGGAGAUGCUGGCCUCUCUUCAGGCACUUGUGCUGAGCGUAUGUUUGGCGACCAGAAAUAUGAAACUUUGGAAGAAGUUUUGCAAUUUCCACGUGCAUCUCCCAAAGCAAAAAUCGUUGUUUAAUGGCUAUCAUUCCAAGUAGAAUGUGCUAGUACAGAACUCUUAUUGGCAUGAGCUCAUGGGUGGCAUUUAGUUUUUUGUGUGCACUUCAACACUACACCCACUCUAAUUUUCCUAUGGAUAUUGUGUCAUGCACUAAUCAAUUACGUUUUGUCAAAUGGAUGUUAUGUUUUCUGCCGAAACUUACGAAUUGGUGUAAUGACUAUGUAAUCUCUAGCAGGGCCGGCCCAGGGCCAG